AUGGAUUUCGAGUUAAUUAGCUCACGAACAGCCUUUGCCCUUUCCAUAUCCUGGUUUCUUAUGAGGGUCGGUGUUAUCAUCAUAACUCCGCUGAUGCUGCAGUAUUCCUGUGACGAUAACGUGAUGCUCUUCCUCCAAAUAGUUUUCUACUCAACGAUUAUCUCUGUGUUUUUUCAAAUCAUUUAUUUUGCCUUCAAAUUCACAAUUCGGCACUCAAAACUUACCGCGAGGUGUACAAAUCGAGCAACUCUGGUGCAGAUUUUAUAUAUUGCUUGUGAUUAUUUGGUCUAUGGAUUGUUUAGACUUAUUAUUUUUAUUUUAGGAGCGGUGUGACUUUUGCAAUCAGAUGACUGUGACAGUGAGGUGUCUAUCUAUACUUCUGUUGUAAUAUUAGGGUAUUUUGGGACAUGUUGGGUUUUGUGCUGGGCUGGGUGUUUGUCUGCAUUUGUUGCUUGGUGGGAUGCACAAACUCUAUAA
This is a messenger RNA of Blepharisma stoltei, 477 nucleotides long. The record is from the annotation of a GenBank genome assembly. Lineage: Eukaryota; Ciliophora; Heterotrichea; Heterotrichida; Blepharismidae.